Messenger RNA from Tremella mesenterica DSM 1558, 5237 nucleotides. RefSeq lists its product as uncharacterized. NCBI's taxonomy places the organism in Eukaryota, Fungi, Basidiomycota, Tremellomycetes, Tremellales, Tremellaceae. The coding region runs from base 228 to 5237 and encodes 1669 amino acids. The transcript has 11 exons. Gene Ontology annotation, biological process: barbed-end actin filament capping; actin filament bundle assembly; mitotic actomyosin contractile ring assembly. The record is from RefSeq and is a predicted model, not a curated record. Gene Ontology annotation, molecular function: small GTPase binding; actin binding. Gene Ontology annotation, cellular component: cell division site; mating projection tip.
CUCAAACUCUUCAUGAACCUUCAAACUUCUGUCAGCAUAUAUCCGUAGCCUCACUGUAUCGUUUGUCCACCCUCUUUCAACGCGUCCCUGCUCAUCCAAGAUUGAUGUUUCCACCAUCUCUAUUGUCCAAGAUCUUUCCGCUCGUAUCCUUUGGCUCUCGCGUCUCAUCUUUCAAUCUGACCCUCGCCACUUCUUAGCUUAUCAACACGUCUGCACACCUAAAUCCGAUGGCUUCCCUCUUUGGGAAGAAAGAUAGAUCACGUAUCUCCACCUCCACCACCGCCUCCAACUCUUCCAACCCCAUAUCCCCCAUAGGACUAUCCGGCUCAGUCCCCUACAAUGCCGUCCAGCCCGGUCCCCCGCCCGUCGCAGGACCUUCGAGACCUCCCAGUCGACGAGAAGCCGAAAUGAUACAAUCAGGCGCUCGAAUCAUCAGUCCGCCAAGUACGAACCCCGGUUUGACCGAAGCUGGUACACCCAUGAACCUUUCCAGUAGGAGAUCAGAAGGCAUGCCUCCCCCUCCUCCUAAGGAUAGACGACCUAUUCGCGGUUCACAUCUCACCGAACCUCCCUCCAGUCCUGAAUCGACAGUACAUUCUGCAACAUCUAAUGGACUACGGUACCAACCACCUUCGGUAGCUUUGGGCAUGGCUACUUCUCCUACACCUACUUCAGACUUUGGGGCAUCCACCAGACAUCCUUAUGCCGCCGGCUACGGGGAUCCAGAGACUGCAUCUAUACGUACGGUCUCUUCGUCACAUUCAUUUCAGCCCAAUAGAGAUCUUGGAAGAUAUCCAAGUUUUACCGAACGACCUGGAGUUUCUCGAUCUAGUGUCACUAGCACCCGGUAUUCCACUUCGACUAAUAAACCUUUUGCGAGCUCUGUUACCGGCUCUUCCCUGGCCGGGAGUAGAUUAUCAGAGGAAUUCGAUUUGACUCGUCCAUCUGAUGAAGAGAUAGAAGCUCGGUUUCUGGCUCUCUUGGAGAGCCGAGGAGGAGACGCCGAAACCGCAUUAAGGACACCUUCAACUCUUUCAUCUCGGACCUCGAUGUCGUCCGUUCAAGUGGCCAGAACUGCUGCGGCGUUACCUAUAGAGACAAAAUGGGCAAUGGUAGUAUCAGACGCCAGGACACGGUGGGAAGCGGAACGCGAAGCCAGGCGAGCAAAGAGCGAGGCUGCCAGGAGUGGGAAGAGGAAAGGCGCUUCCGGCAUCUCCAAAGAUAGUCCAGAGUGGUUCCUUGAGAAGAUGCUCAACGGUACUAUCACUCCUCAGCAUAUCGCUACGCUUUCGAUCAACCUUCGAAGCAACAGGCUGGAGUACGUCAAGGAUUUCCUCAAGCUUCAAGGUCAGAAUGCCCUAGCUAAAUUACUAAAUGAUCAUACCAAAAAAAGAAAUCGUGGCGCUGCAGAUGUGGAGAUGGAAACUGAAUUGCUCAAAUGUCUCAAGCUGUCGUUGGGCACAAACAUAGGAGCGUUGGACGCGUUGCAAAAGCCAGCCGUCGUCAACACUGUCGUCAAAUCUCUCAUCUCCCCAAAUUUAGCUUGUCGGCAAAUGGCAGCAGAGAUUCUCGCUUUCUUCUGUCACUUUGAUCUACAGUCAGAGCCACGCGUGGGUCUACCUAUGGUUCUCGGUGCGUUCGACAAACUUGAACAAGAGCUCAAUGAUACCAUCAUUGAUGUUGCGGGCAAGGUUGGAAAAUUCGACGUAUGGCUGAGACAAUUCGAACAGAUGAUGGAUGGUAGAGGGCGGAUGGGGAGUAUGGUGGGGGUCAGUAAGGAUUUGAAAGGUGCCGACGCUGGAGCCAUCAUGGAGUGUUGUAACACGAUGAUAGUCCUGAUUCAAGGCUUGGUCUCCAGUAUCCACAUUCGGGCUCGUUGUGCCGUCCGGGCCCAACUCGAGACCGCAGGAGUGACAAGAGUGUUCGCCAAAAUUGAGCAAAUCCAUGAUGAUGGGACCACACGCAAGAUCAGGCAAUACGAAGAAGACGCCGAAGCAGAUCGUCAAGCCCUGGCUGAAGAACAAGACAGGAUCCUCUUGCAUUCCAUGCGCACCCCUGAAGAUGUCAUAAGAGCUCUGCUUCAAAUGACUCGAGGAACAAAGUCAAGCGCCUAUCUUCUGGAUGCUCUUCGACAUCUGUUACUCAUCAAAGAAGAAGGGGAAAUGAGAGACCGAUAUUUCCAACUUCUCGACAGACUGAUCUCCAGCAUCGUCAUGUCGGACACACCGGACAUGUCUCAAGAUUUCUCAAGGGCAUUCGGGACGUCCGUGGGCCGAGUGAUUGGCAAAUACGUAGAACAAGAUCGGAUGGAUAUGGCGUUCGAAGAGGUCAGGGAAUUGAAAGCUGCUCUAGCGACCGCGAAUCGUGAAAGGGACGAAUUGAAAGAAGAACUGGCUCAAGGUAAUGAUGGACUUGUUGGACAACUUAAAGCCCACAUUACGGAUCUGGAGGAACGUCUGCGAAAAUCACGGGCGACGACUGAAUCACUGGAAGAUCGAUUAGAGGGUGAAAGGACCGAACACGCUGCGAAAGUCGCAGACCUGGAAUUGAUCAUUCAGGAGCUGUUCAACAUGUUGCGCGAAAGUAUGUAUCUCGACCAACUCCAAUCCGGAACCACGGGACCAAUAGAUAGAGAGAAGCUGUUGCUACAAUUGCGAGAACAAUGGGCCCGUAAGAAAACCAUCCAAAAGCUCGAAGGAAAAGAUCAGAUCAACGGCAAAAGGAAAUCAAACAGGAAAUCCAAUAGUCAAGAUACCACCGAAGGUGUUGUACCGGGAUCCGAAGAUGAAGAUGGAGAAGAAGAUGGGGAGGUAUUGGAAGCUGCUAAAGUCGCUUUCGGCGAAGCAAAAGGUUGGGUUAAAUCUCGUGAAUCACGAGCCAAGAAAUCCACUUCCGGAUCCCAAUUUGCCGAUGCUACCGAAGAUCGAGUGAGGGAACAUAUAGAAGAUGCUUUAUCUAAAGGUGCCGACCAUAUUUCUCCCGUCAGACAAAUGGGUAAAUUCCCAACAUCCACUUCCUCCCGUACCAUCACCCGAAGAGGGGCACCGAACGCUCCUCCUAUCGGGGAGAAGUCCAUGCACCGUAUCAGAGGAAGUAAACCCCAUCUCCCACCGAGGUUACUGCCUGAAGUACAUUGGAGGACACUGUCAAGAAGUACCUCGGCGUUUUCAGUUGUGCAAACGGAUCAGAUGGACGAUACGAUGUCUGAAUACCGCCAAAGUCGUUUGACUCAAGGAACGGAUUUCAGUUCUGUGGCAUCUAUGGAACUAAGAACUCCGACUACGGGGAGAAGAGACAGUUUCGCAGCUCAAGUAUUGAGUCGAGCAAAAUCCUUCAGACAUAUCAGUUCAACGGAUUCAGAUGAUAUUUUACCACAUGAGUCUCCUACUUUAUCGACUUUGGAAGAAGAGAAUUCCAGUACUGGAGAGAGAUUAUCAGACUCUUCGACUUCCAUACCAUCCGUCCCCCCGCCUCCGCCUCCUCCGCCACCACCACCACCACCACCUCCUCCUCCACCCCCACCGCCUCCACCUCCACCCCCACCUCCGCCAGGAGCUCCUUCCAUGGGUAUGACCAAUGGUUUACCACCAGGAAUCCCAGCUUCUAUGUCAGGUAUGGCAGGUGUUUUAGCAGGUAUAAAAGGAGGUAUCAAACUUAAAUCUUCCAACAACCCCAAUGAUCCCUCAUCAUCUCCGACCGAUUCGACCACACGUUCCCCCCCUCUACCUUCAGCUCCAGGUGCAAGAGCACCUCUGGCUCCAUUGUCAUCCUUACUACAUGGUUCAAAUGACAAUAGAAAGGACGUAGCUAUGAUGGCUAGCAAAAAGACAAAACAGGUUCAAUGGGAGAAAGUCUCAAAAGCUCAAUUGGCAAAGACAAUUUGGGGUACACAAGAAGUUAGAGAAGAAGAUCUGGUCGAGAGGAUGAAAGCUGUCAAUCUGUGGAGUGAGAUGGAAGAUGAGUUCAAGGCGAAGGAUAUUAUCGCCAAUGCCGUUAAAAAGAAGAAAGAAACAGAACUCAAAUCUGUCCUCGCUCCAGAUCACAGAAGAAGAAUCGAAAUUUUGAUGUCACAACCAACUCCCAAAUCAUAUAAAGACCCGGAAAAACUCUCAGAUGCCAUUGCGAACUUUGACGCGAAUCUGUGCACCGAGGUUUUCUUAUCUGAAUUGCAGAGUCAAUUGCCGAAUGAUGAUGAGCGUGGAAAGCUGCUCACUCAUUCCGCCGAUAGUGAAGAAGAUCUGGAACGACUUCAUCCUGCCGAUCGAUUGAUGGUCCGACUGAUCCAACUUCCAUACCUCAACGAUCGGGUCAAGGGAAUGUUGUUCCAAAUCCGUUUUGCGACAAACGUCGAGUUGCUUCAGAAGAGUUUGGACCUUCUCACUGUCGCAUGUAGAGAUCUCCUCGCUGCCAAGCGUUUCCGAGAGCUACUCAAUGUGAUCCUGGUCAUGGGCAAUUUCCUCAAUGGUACGAAUUAUGCCGGCGGGGCUUAUGGUUUCAAAAUUGCCUCGAUCAACAGGUUGGCAGAUACCAAAUCUUCCCAUGGACAAAACUUGCUACAUUUCCUUGAGAAUGUCGUCAGUCAACAUUUCCCUUAUCUGGAAAGCUUCUUAGAUGAACUGGUCAAACCUUCAGAGGCGAAUCGAGUAAAUUUUACAGAUAUGCAAGCGACUUCGAAAUCUAUGUUGGACGAAAUCCGAAAUAUCCGUCGUUCACUCAAUGCGAAUUUCCUCAGUAGUGAUGAUGGUUAUACUCGAAAAAUGUUCAGAUUCUCCGCUUCGGCUGAAGAUGAGAUGCAAGAUUUACGAGAUGGGAUCGUUCAAGCUGAAAGUGCUUUACGUGAAGUUCAAACGUUUUAUUGUGAGGGAGAGGAAAUGUCGAGACCUAUGCAAAGUCAAGAUUUCUUUGGGAUUUUCAGAACUUUUACAAGUUCGUACAUUGCAUGUCGUGAUCAAAAUCGUGCCAAAAGAGAAGAAGCUCUAGCUAGAGAACGUCGUGCACAAGCUCGUGCUGCUUUAACACCUCAAACAACAGGAGCUUCUUCCAUUUCCGAAGUCAACCUUAUCGACGCUCGAUUGAAUCGACUCAAAUUAGAAGGUACUCCAAGGGUCAAACGUGAAAGAAGACAAUUAGCUCCACCUUUAUCACCCAUCAUCAGAUAUCUGAACGGGAUAAGUGGGAUGGGUAUUCAGGGAUUUGACAGGGGGGAUAUGGAUGGGAUAGAAUUUCGGAGAAGGUAA